Carassius gibelio (silver crucian carp) is the source of this 4251-nucleotide messenger RNA. RefSeq names its product vacuolar protein sorting-associated protein 54. The record is from RefSeq and is a predicted model, not a curated record. Bases 209 to 3172 code for a protein of 987 amino acids. Gene Ontology annotation, cellular component: GARP complex. Gene Ontology annotation, biological process: retrograde transport, endosome to Golgi; Golgi to vacuole transport. The transcript is spliced from 23 exons. NCBI's taxonomy places the organism in Eukaryota, Metazoa, Chordata, Actinopteri, Cypriniformes, Cyprinidae. Gene Ontology annotation, molecular function: syntaxin binding.
AUAAUAACGGAUCGAAUAACUUUAUGACGUUCGUCUUGUACGCGUGUAAACCGGAAGUCUCCGCGUUACGCGCGCAGUGCAUUAUGGGCCGGUGGCCGGCGGACCGCUGAGUGAGCGAUAUGAGUCCGUCUGUGAAGAUGUGAGCGGGAUCUGACGAUAUUAUGAUCUCCAGGAGCUGCUUUAUUUCAUAUAACAGGGAUCCGCAGUGAUGUCCUCAAAUCAGGGCUCGCCUCCGAUCCCUCAAUCCAGCGAUGGACUCUUCCGGAAGCCCAGGGACCCUUCAGUGGCCCCCAGACACUAUCGAAGGGUGCGCUCCUUACCGGACGUGUGCCCUAAAGAGCCCCCCGGUGAGGCUGGAGCUCUCUGUGAUGGGCCGUCUGUUGUGGCUGACCAGCACCGCUGGACUGUGUAUAACUCUAAAGUGAACCUCCCCGCGGCCCUCAAUGACCCCAGGCUGGCCAAGAGAGAGUCAGACUUCUUCACUAAGACCUGGGGCCUGGACUUCACCGAGACCGAGGUCAUGCCUUCCUUCUACCUGCCCAACAUCAGCCGAGAACACUUCAGCUCGUACCUGCAGGAGACGGCUCAGAGGGAGAAGAUUCACGAGCGCUGUAAGAACAUCUGCUUGAACAAAGACGAUCUGGCAGUGCCCACCAUCACCAAUAAUCACGAUAAAGCCAGAGCUGAACUGGAGCAGGUGCCCAAGAUCUUCAUGAAGCCUGAGUUUGUGCUGAAUGAUCCAGCCACGUUUAACGCAGUGUUGCCGUGGUCUCACUUCAGCGUCGCCGGGGGCAAAAACAGCCGAGAUGUUGCGUCGUCACGGUUACUGCAGGAAAAGUUGAGUCACUAUCUGGACGUGGUGGAGGUGAGCAUCGCUCGGCAGAUCUCUCUCCGCUCUGAGGCUUUUUUUCACGCCAUGUCGUCGCAGCACGAGCUCCAGGAUCGUCUGCGAGAGACGUCCGAUGCUGUGGCCAAGCUCCGCGCACGCACCGCCGCCAUCGACCGCGUGAUGUGCCGUGGGCCGCUACAAGCACUGCGGGACACUCUGACCCGCAACAACUGCAUCAAGCUACACAACAAGCUGAAGCUGAUGGCGGCCGUGCACCAGACGCAGCCCACCGUGCAGCUGCUGCUCUCCACCUCAGAGUUCGUCGGGGCGCUGGAGCUCAUCGCCACCACCAAAGAAGUGCUGCAGCAGGAACUGCAGGGGAUUCACAGCUUCAGGCACCUGGGUUCUCAGCUCUGUGAGAUGGAGAGGUUGAUCGAUAAGAUGAUGGUGGCCGAUUUCUCCACGUACACUCAGAGCGAUCUCAGUCGAGCCUUUGAGGAGGACGCUCAGGUCCUGGAGAAGGAUCGCUUGCAGUCUCUGGUCUUCGGCCUGUUGAGACAGAGGAAGCUGGAUUUCCUGGACAUCUACAGCGAGGAGAUGAUCCGAGCAGCUAAAAACAUCGUUCGACAGUGUGUUAUGAAGUCUGUGUCGCAGAUCAGUGAGAUCGAUGCAGACACUGUCAAAUUUCACGAGCAGAUGCGCUUGAUGACGUUUCAUCAGUGGUUUGAUCUGCUGCUGGAUAUUUUUGAGCACUUCAUCCUGUUCCUCAAGAGGAUCAAGGCUACGCUCAGCGUCAUCCGCAACGUGGUGCUGGAGGUGCUGGACAGCAGCCAGAGGAGUCGGCUAGCAGACGCCAAUCAUUCUGACGGCAGGACCAAUGAGGAGGAAGAGGAGGCGGAGUCUGGAGGCCCCGCCCUUCAUUCAGGAGAGGCGGAGCUUGCAUAUCUCACUCACGAGGGGCUGUUCAUCAGCGAUGCGCUGAAUGAAGCGGAGCAACGCAGUAAUGCAGCAGCACACGCACAGCUGAGAGCACAGACACACACAGAGACCUGUGGGAGCGACUCGGCCUCCGUAACCACCGAAUCAUCCUCCAGCAGGGAACACAACUCCAACACUACCUCCUCCCUGCCCAUAGGAGGCGCUGCUGCCAUUAGUGAGGACGUCAUGCCGUCUGAUCUGGAGUUGAGUCGGGUGGCCAGUAACGUUCAGGAGCUGCUGUACACGGCAUCAGACGUCAGUCACGACCGCUGCGUCAAAGUGCUGAUGACCCGAGCCAAGGACGGCUCUCUGGAGCGCUUGAGCGCGUCAGAGUUUGUGUGUUUGAGUCAAGCGGUGGAGUCGUUCGUCAGAGACACUGAAGAGCUGUGUGGCCGGCGCAGCAUGAGCCUGAGGGGGGCGCUGCAGAGUCAGGCCAACCGCUUCGUGCAGCGCUUCCAUGAAGAGCGCAAGACUAAACUCAGUCUGCUGCUGGAUAACGAGCGCUGGAAGCAGGCCGAGGUCCCGGCUGAGUUUCAGGAUCUGGUCGACUCCAUCGCUGACGGACGCAUCAUGCUGCCCGAGCGCAGACACACAGGGUCCGAGGACAGGAAGCCCGGUGAGUUUCUGUGCGUCGAUGCGCAGAAGUACGCUGUGGUGGGGACGGUGCUGCUGCUGAUCCGGAUGUUUCUGGAGUACUGCCAGUGUGUGAACGACAUCCCCUCCAUCACCACCGACAUUCUCACACGCCUCGCCGACCUGCUCAAGCACUUCAAUUCUCGCAGCUGUCAGCUGGUGCUGGGGGCGGGAGCUCUGCAGGUGGUGGGCCUGAAAACCAUCACCACCAGAAACCUGGCUCUGGCGUCUCGCUGUCUUCAGUUGGUGGUUCACUACAUCCCUGUGAUCCGAGCACACUUUGAGACCAGACUGCAGCCCAGACAGUACAGCAUACUGAGACACUUGGACCACAUCACCAAGGACUACAACGAUCACAUCGCGGAGAUCUCUGCCAAGCUUGUGGCCAUCAUGGACAGUAUGUUUGAGAAGGCUCUGUCUAAGUACGAGGUGAAGGCGCCGAUGCCGUCUGCGUGUUUGCGUAAUGUGUGUAAACAGAUGGCUAAGAUGCACGAGGCUAUUAAUGAGCUGUUACCAGAGGAGCAGACGCAGAUGCUGUUCCUCAGGAUAAACGCCAGCUUUAAGCUGCAUCUGAAGAGACAGUUAGCGCGGCUGGGAGUCGGCAAUGAUGGUGGACCUCAGUAUGGGCUGGUAAUGGUGGAUGUGGCGUUUUACUCAGAGAACGUGCAGGCUCUGCGCUCUCUGGAGCAUCUGGACUUAAACAUGCCGGAGAUCUGGGAGCAGAAAAGGUGAUGACGGACAGCUCGUCCCGGCCAAUCAGGCCUCUUUGUCACGCCUACCAUCACGGUGACCAGCUCCGCCCCUGUAUCUGAGGAGGACGUGAAGAGACUCAGGACUCGAGGUCUUGUGUGUUUGAAUCCCUCGAGACACUGGAGUGACCGCUGGUGACAGACGCACUCUUCAGGGCUGUGAUUCAGAGACUUCUGUACUAACAGGACGUGCCCCGGAGGUACUGACAGACUUCUUGUGGAGACCAAAUCAGGACAAGCUUGAGUGGUUGAUCAGUCGCUCAUAGGAUUUGUGGGGAACAUGUGUUUUGUUGUCGUAAAGCGGAGACGCCUCAGUGCCUCCUCCAGUAACGCCACUACAGUGCAUCUUUCCAUUUGUGUGCAGUUCUGUCUGAUUAUUAUUAUUAUUAUUGCUGAAUUAUUUAAUCACAGUCAGAGGAAUCAAGGAAUGGUUAUUUAUUUGAAUCGAUUUUGUUGUUGAUUGAUCAAUCAUGGUUUUUUUCACAUAAAUCUUUCAGGUGAUAACAUCUAUUUGGAGAUCUGGAGCUAAAAAGGGUUUUAAACACAUUUGGCUGAUUUGUUCUCUGAUUUUUCACCCAUAUAAAUAUGGCUGAGUUGAAGGAUUAAAACUUAAAGGGUUAAAGGUCAAGGAUUGCAGUCCAUCUGUUUAAAUGAAGUCUGCUUUAUAUGAUCUACAUGGAGAUCUUCUGUACUCCUCUUCAACAAAAUCAGAUAAAGUCUUUUACAUUAAUCAGGUUUAAUCAAAACUAUUGAAGAUAUUGGUAACACUGACUUCCAGAACCAUAUUAUACUAAAUUAUAUUAGAAAAAGAAAUUAAAAUGAAGUUUAAAGUCAGAGGAGAAAUGAAGAAGAGAGUCCUACUGUGUUCUUGCAGAGAUGAGAUGCAGCCGAGUCUCGAAAUGAAAUAAUUGUUCAUGGAGAUUCAUCAUUAUACCUUCUUGUCCAUGCAAACUAGAGCAUUAACUUGAUUUCUCCAGCAUCCACAUGUUACUGUCACUUUGUCUCUUCUCCAGUGCUACUUUGAAUAAAUCGAGGCCUGUGAUUGGUUGUUGAGAAUGGAAA